Molecule: messenger RNA, 1810 nt
Organism: Nycticebus coucang (slow loris)
Lineage: Eukaryota; Metazoa; Chordata; Mammalia; Primates; Lorisidae
Exons: 5
Coding region: 1-1206 (401 amino acids)
Source: RefSeq, a predicted model, not a curated record
AUGUCUUCUGCAACCACCACCCCACCGGCCAAUCGCCGAUUCCGCUUCAGCCGCGUCACAAUGACGCGCACGGUUCCGCCCCCCCUGCUAUCCUUUUGUCCUUCCAAGUGUGCAGCUUUUUCUGUAGAAGAACCGAGUCAGGGCUGGACACGCCGGGUGCAGGAAAGCUUCCAAAAGCGUUGCCUGCGCUCCACCGGCAAGAGCGGAAGUUUCCGCCCUAAUGCGCCUUACCCUGCCCCAGAGAAGGCCCGCCCAGAAGGGCAGCGUCCCCGGGGUCGAGCGGGGACUGGGCCCACUUUGGGUGGGGACCGGGUGGUGGGAUCCGAGGUCGAGAGCCGAACAUUCGAGACCGAGUGGGAACUGAAUCCCCUGGAGCCAGGGACCGCGAGGCUGAAGCUGAGGAUCCAGCCCUGCGCUCACGUGGCCGACCGCGCCCGCGAGUUGCACAAGACUGCCUUGUGGGAAGCUGACUCCGCCCGCCGCCAGAGCCCGGCUCUCGGGCCCUGCGGCCUUUCUUCCUCCUCGGUGGCCGCGCGUGUGCUCCGAGCGCCGGGGUGCGCGUCGCUCUCCUGUUCUAAAGGUAUCGUGUUGGUGUUUGGAGUGAAAAUCUUUGCCUCCCGAGUUUCCCUUGGUGACAUCUUGGCAGGCCAGGUGACACUUCCUCCUCUGCACCCCGUGACCCAUGUCUGGCUCUCAACCUUGGAUCACAGGGCCUCGCUUCCUGGACUCCAGACCCCUGGCUUCCUGAGCUACCAGGAGGAGGCCCCCAUCAAUGCGCUUGUAAACCCUUCUUGGCAUCUCGGCCCAUCCCACCCAGGGAAGGAAGGACUGGGACCCCAGGAGCUCCUAGAGGGCAGACAGCUCCAGCCCCUGCUGUCCAAGGAAGUCCCCCACCCCCACUGCUUGCCUUCAGGUCCCAUGAGGACCACCCCUACCCUCUACCUCACUCCUGCAGGGUCCCUAGAUUCCCUGCCUGUGAAGGCCCUGGGGUGGCCUAUGCACGGAAUGACCUCAUCAGUACUUACCACCAAAACAUUCAAAAGCUGGGCCUGGGGCGGCGCCUGUGGCUCAGUGAGUAGGGGGCCGGCCCUGGCCAAACUGCAACAAAAAAAUUGCCGGGCAUUCUGGAGGGCGCCUAUAGUCCCAGCUACUUGGGAGGCUGAGGCAAGAAAAUGGCCUAAACCCAGGAGUUGGAGGUUGCUGUGAGCUGUGACGCCCCCGCACUCCACCAAGGACAAUAAAGUGAGACUCUCUCUAAAAUAAAAUAAAAGCUGGGUCUGUUAGAAAGCGCUUGUCCUGGGUCACUUGAAUUUCUAUUUUAGGUUAAGAACAAAAAGAAGAUGCACCUGGAUUUGAGGGCCUCUGUCCUACUCAAUCAACUCUUGGUCUUAGAGUAAAACGAUCUGAAACACAGUCCUGAGACCUCAGCUCCCAUGGACUUUGGUUUAGGGGCAAACUAUCAGAAAAAUUAAGAAACUCUGGGCAGGGCGCAGUGGUUCCUAACACUUUGGGGGGCCGAGGCAGGUGGAUUAGGCCUAAAACCUAGCACUCUGGGAGGCCCAAGUGAGUGGAUGGCUUGAUCUCAAACUCUCAGGAGUUUGAGAUCAGCCUGAGCAAGAGUGAGACUUUGUGUCUACUACAAAUAGAAAAACUAGUUGGGUAUACUGGGGGUGCCUUAUAGUCCCAACUCCUGGGGAAGCUGAGGCAAGAGGAUCACCUGAACCCAAGAGAAUGAGUUUGCUGUAAGCCAUGAUGAUGCCGCAGCACUUUACCCAGGGUGACAGAAUGAAACUCUCAAUAAAUUAAAAAU